CGCUGAUUACAUAAAUACCGAGCCAGGUAACUGCGUAGUCACUUCGCUGGAAGAUCACUGGAAGGAGCAUCGGCAGCUCAAUAUGGGCUGCACUACGAAGCUCAGUCUUAUACUGUUGCUCGGUAGCUGGGCUUCUGCACAAUAUGGAUCCGAAGACAAAAACUACACACCAUGCCAAAAACAUACCACUCGUUUCAAAAAUAUGAAGGUGUUCUCCUACCGCUAUGAAGUUGAGACCUCCAACGGAAUACUCGGGACGGACACCUCACGAUCCGGUGUCCACAUAUCAUGCAAUUUGGAACUUGAAGUGCCCCAGUACUGUACCUACUCCAUGCGGAUAAAAUCGUGCAGCUUGAAGGAAGUACAAGGCAUCAACGCUGAUGGCACGCCGAUCUUGGAUCCUUCAAAGGACAGUGACGCAUUCCAGGAGGCUAUGUCCAAGUAUAUCUUGAAAUUCACCACAUCACAUGGACAUAUGGGCAUCACUCUAUAUGCACAUGAAAAUGAACCAACCAACAUCCUUAACAUCAAGAGGGGUAUAAUUUCUGCUCUUCUGGUGCCAUUGGAUUUGAAUGAAGAUGAGCAGUUGGUUGACAUUGCAACUGUGUAUGGUAACUGCUCGAGCAUUGUCAUGGUGGAGGACAGAGAAGGCAGUCGUGCUUCUCGCAUUACAAUUAGAAGAGACCUUGUUGACUGUAACAAAUUCAAGGCUGUCACAGACUACACUAGUCCAUUGGCAAUGGUUACAAGAUUGCCAGAAUCUGCCAAGCCUAUUCUAUAUAGCAGUCAAACUUGCUCGUAUACCCUUGAUGUAAAGAAACAUGUGACAGAAGCAAUCUGCGAUGAGAAACACCUUUUCAGCGAUUAUCAAGGACCCGGAUCACUUGUAAAGCAGACUUUGAAACUCUUAGAAGUCUCGCCAAUUAAUACAGGAUACUUUGCUAAUGGUGAUUUCAUCAAGAAAGAAUUGACUUUGGAACAUGACUUUGAUAACAGAGCACAGAAUGCAGAUUCUGCGCUAUUGGCACUAAGGAAUCUGGCAGGAAUCUCUGAGGAUGGUCAACGUGAACAAAGGGCUGACUUGUUCCAAAUAUUUGUGGCUGAAUUGAGGAGAUUGGAUGGAGCGACUCUUGAAACAGCUUUGCCUAAGCUACUUCAAAUGGAAAAACCCAGGUCUGUCAUUUUUCAAGCACUUCUCCAGUGUGGUACCUCAGGGUGUUUUGGAACCAUCUUAAAAAUAUUGCAAAGCAAAUCGGUCCCUGAAUUCUUGGCAGAUGCAAUUACCUAUUCAGUUGGACUCAUGGCUUCACCAUCUGAGGACGGGAUUCAGCACAUUCUUAAUAUGGCAAAGGUUCGUCCAACGAGGGCUAUGCUUUAUGCCCUGAGUCACACAGUAAGAAGAUUUUACAAUGAAAGGAAGCUUGUUGUGCCAGAACUAAAGCAAGUUGCAGACUACAUAAAGUCCAUUAUUGGAAAUGAAUGCUCUGGGGAUGAAAACAAAAUCUACCUCACCCUGAAGGCACUGGGAAAUAUGGGAGAAGCAAUUGAAGAUGCAAAUCCUGAAGUUACAAUGUCACUUUUAAGCUGUGUUAAGAGUGCCACGGCUUCCUCCUCUGUUCAGCAGGCUGCUGUUCAAGCUUUCAGACAAAUGACCUUAACUGAUGAGAUUCGUACUGAACUUUUUGAAGUAUAUACAAAUGAAGGUUCACCUGUUCUGAAGAGACUGGGGGCCUACCUUAUUGUCAUGAAGAAACCAACAUCCAAAAACCUCAGAAAAAUCAUUAAAACUCUACAAAAGUUUGAAAAUGAACAAGUGAAAAGUUUUGUUUCCACACAUCUUAGGAACAUUCUCACAUCCAAGGAUCCCAUGGUCCAAGAACUGAAAAGCAAAGUGGCAGAUGCUCUAAAAGAUACUCAGCUCCCAACACCCAAGGAUUUCAGAAAAUAUUCUAGAAACUAUAACAUAUAUGAGAAAAUUAUGCUUCCAAAAAUACAGGGUAAACUGGAAGGUGGACUGCAAAGCAAUAUAAUUUUCGACUCAAACAGUAAUUUGCCAACAGCUGUAAUGUUAGAAACUACUUUGAAUGUUUUUGGAGAAUCUGUGGACCUGUUUGAGAUUGGCUUGGAAGGCAAUGGAUUUCAACCAUCUCUCGAGGCAAUAUUUGGACCAAAAGGAUUUUUCCCAAAUAGUGCAAUGAAGUCACUAUACUGGGUGAAUGGCAAGGUUCCAGAGAAAGUAUCACAAGUGCUAUUCAAGUGGUUUGGAAUCAUCAAAGAUGAUGAACAUCCGCAGGAAGAUAUGAUGAAGGAACUUACACAGAAUUUUCAAAAAAUGUUGAAGGAAAUGGAACAAAAAACACCAGAAGUAGAAGCUUUCUUGAGAAUCUUUGGAAAUGAACUUGGAUAUGUCAAAGGCAGCGAUUUCAAGAUGCUGAAAGAAAUGAUGUCAAAAAGUUUCCAACUACUCCAAAGCCUUCCAGCACAGGUCAGGUCAGCUUUCCUGAACGGUUUAGGUGAUGAACUAUUUGCUCACUAUAUUUUCAUGGACAGCACGUUAAUCUAUCCCACUGGAGCUGGUCUCCCUCUGAAACUAUCUAUUACUGGUACAGUCACAUCUGGUGCCAAAGCAGCGAUGAAAUUUGAAGGAAAAAAGAUCAAAGGUUUGAUUAAGCCUGAAGUUGCAACUGAGAUUGUGAUCCAGUUAGGUGUCAAUGUACCAGAUUUUUCCAGAAAUGCAAUCCGGUUAAAUGGCAACAUAUAUUUUAAAUCUGGUUUUGAAGCUGAGAUCAGCAUGAGUUCUAAUCAGAUAAAAUUCAACAUCCCAGCACCCAAGGAGCCAGUCAAACUCUUAAGUUUCAGCACCAGACAGUCUCUGAUCCACAGUGCAAAAACUGAAGCAAUCUCAUCUAUCAUGGAGAGCAAAGAAGAAAGUAAAACAUGCAGACCAUUGUUUACAGGGAUUAAUCUUUGUGGAAGCCAUGUAUACUCUGAUGCACCAUAUCUUGGAAAAACAAGUCUUGUACUUCAAAUCGAACCUACUGGCACAGUUACAGACUACUCUGCAUCAUUAACAUAUAAGUCCCCGAAAAUUGAAGAGGAUUUGGAACACUCUCUUAGGUUUGCUGUUGUGGCCGAUGGCAGUGACAAUGUUGAGGUUGCAGUUGAAAUGAAGUACAAUAUCAACAAGCACAGUCUGACAGCAGAUGUUCAGAUUCCCAAAUUUGAUGUAGAAGUUGGCGUGAAGCUAGGAGGUGAAGACAGAUCUACACAGGGCAAGACCUCAUACAUUCUUAGAUUUGAUGCCACAAACAAAAAUGUACGUGAAGUGACCAUCCAGGGCCAAGCAAGCUAUAAUGAUGAGCAGAGAGAACUCAUGCUGCGGGGCUUUUUCUCCAUUCCUCACCUGGAUGUUAAUACAAAUAUUGGAACGCAAAUUCGACGUUUACCUGACGGAUUAUUGACUGAACUCAAAAUGGAAGCCUCUAUACCUCAGUUCAAAGCAUCAUACAAAACCAAUUUCAAAUAUGAUUCUAAGAAGGUCCAAGUAGCGUGGAACUCAGAAGCAACAUCUGAUCUUAAAACACUUAAUGAGAAGAUUGCAAACAUGGGAUUAUUUGACACAUCAGAAUACCAAAAUACAUUAAACAUGCACCUCGAUAACUUCCUGGAUCAAAAGGUUGCCCAAACUGAUAUGACGAUCAGGCAUGUUGUUUUCAAUUCAUUGCAGGCCAGCAAAAAAUGGUUGGAACAGGCUAAUGGCAAAGUUCCAUUUGCUCCCACUAUUCAAAACCAUUUUGAAACUCUGAGGAACAUGGAUUUGAUGCAAAUGAGCUCAUAUUUCACUCUUCCAGAAAUUUUGUUUCUGAAGAAUCGUGGCUCCAUCGCAGGCACAUUUGGGAAAAAUAAAAUUGACAUUCAAGUUCCAAUUCCAUUUGGUGGCAAAGUGUUUGAAGAAAUCAAACUUUUUCCAAGAACUGUAAGAUAUCCUCCAAUGGCAAAGGAAGUAUUUAGAAUCAAUUCACCAUCCAAUUAUUACACCAUACCAUCAGUAUUUAUUCCACUUGUUGGAGACGUAACUUCCAUUCCUUCUGUUACCAUUCCCAAAACGUACAAGCUCCAGAUUCCUUCAAUUAACAAACUGGAAUUCUUCUCCCAGUUGAACAGUAAUUAUUAUAAUUGGACCUCCGACUUAAAAUGUGAAAGUAAUGCAAAGAAAGAGGGAAGACCAUUUUCAGCUGAUGUAGACAUCAAAGCAGACGCACUUCUGGAUUAUUUGUCAUUUAAAGUGAAAGGUUCUUUGUCCUCAAAUCAAACUGAAGAGGAAGCAUCCACUCUCAUCACUGGAUCAUUUAAACAUACCCUGCUCACGACUUCAGGAAAGUUAUCAACAAAAUAUAUUGGUUCAAAUGGUAAAAACGAUGUAGGAUUUGAAUGGGAGGCAUACAGUAUUGGAGGAGCAAAGACCUCUUUGAGUUCAUCAUAUCAAUUUGGGUUUGGGCAUGAUUCCAAUUUUGAAAUACAAGGCCGUGCCAAAGGAGCAUUAGAUGUAUCUACAUUUUAUUCCACCUGGAACUACACCAUGUCUGAAACAAUUAACGCCAACAAAGAAGGCAAAGGAAGUUCAAUUUUAAAUUACAAUUGUGCAAAUCUCCAAAUUACCAAUAGAAUGAACAAUGAAUUCAAUAGUGAUGGUAUCACGUUUUCCUCUAACACCGAGGGAUCAAGGUUAAACCUAAGAAACAACAUCAAAGUAAGAUUAACGAGCAAGAAAUAUGAACUGAAAUGUGAUACUUCAGGCCAGUCAAGUGAAGGCGACUUCAUGAGCAACAUAAAAUUGAUUAAAAAUAGUAAAGCACUGAAGGCAGAGAACAAACUGCGUGGUCAAAUGUUUGACAUUGCCGUAGAAAUUGCAGAUCAACUCAGCUACACUGAUGGACAGCUUACUUUGUUCAUGAAUUCAACAGGAAAGUAUAAUGAGAUAGAUGCAACCAACAGCUUAAGUGUUAAAAUAUUAGAACAACUUGAAGUUGAAAAUAAAUGGCAUGUGGGUUAUAAUGGCAAUGGUGUAAAUAACCACGGUGUUCUGACCAUUGGAAAUGAUGGUCUGUCAACUGAACUGACCUCAAAACUUAAUAUAGAUCCUAUUGAUUUAAAACUUGGAUUCACUACUAAUGUUCAGCAAUCACAAGCCAACAUGAUAUUUGACAUCCAGAAUGGAGACAAUCAUUUAGUUAAUUUGAAUAUCAAUGGAAGAGCAGAUAACAGUGGAAUAUACAUGCUCUGUAAAUCUUCAGGUGUAAUUUUGGAAACCAAAGCAAGCAAUAACAUCAAUCUUCAACUUACUAAAGAAAAAGGCCUGGUUCUUCAUACAACAACAGAGACAUCAUGCCACGAAGCUACACUUAAGCAUGUAAAUCACGUUACUGUCAAUUCCUGGGUAUGCAGUGGAGAAAUGCAGACUGAUGGUCGCCUUGAUUCUGAAAACACAUAUCAGCAAAAUUUCAAAGUGCUCGUGCAACCUUUCACACUUUCAGCCAGUUACAAUGAGAAAUUAAACUACCAACAACUAGAUCUUGCCCAUACUGGACAGCUUCUGCUUGAACCAUUCAAGAUUGACUUGAAGGGUGAAUUUGUGGGAAAACAGAUGGCCCAUCAGGUGAAACAUACUUAUGAAUUACAAUGUGCAGAAUGGAAAGCAUUAUUAAGUGCAAACACAACCGGAAAAGUGCUAUCUAAUAAAAUUAAUCAUAAAUUAAACUUGGAAAUCGUUGGACUAUCUGCAUAUUUCUACAGUGAUGUAUCUUGCAAAUCGAAACAACUACAAUUUCAGAAUCUGAUUCGCACUGCAGCUCUUCCAUUUGUCUUCACUUUAGAAGCAGAUACUACUGCAAAUGGAAAUAUUGAUCAAUGGGGCAGGCACAAUGGAAAGCUUAACAACAAAUUCCAAAUGAAGGCAGAACCAUUUGCCUUUGCACUUCGCCACAGCUAUGAAGGUAUUUCUGAACAUAGCAUGAAUGAUCAGAAGUUGUUGCAAACGCUUCUGAAAAACACCUUGAAUGUUAUUUUGAAUCCAGGUGAGCAAACAAGCAUGUGGAAACUGGAAGGUCAGUUCAACAACAAUGGCUACAUGCAAACUAUCAAUGCCUACAACAAUCCAGACAAUAUUGGGAUAGAAAUUGCAAGUGAAGCAGAGGUUGAUUUAGGAUUUAAACACGCCUCUACGGAGGAGAACACUGUUGAACCAACUGUGCCAUCAAAGAUAAAAAUUUUCGGCAAUCUGCAAUAUGACAAAAAUAGAAAUGUUCAUAUUUUGGACAUACCAUUCAUGGAAGACAUGCCCCUGUACUUUGACUCUGUAAAAAAUGUAAUUCUAAACGCAUUGGAUGCCAUUAACAUGUUUUUGUUGGACUUGAAAUCUAAUCAGUUUGCCCAGAAAUACAAGACUCUUUUACGCCAAACAAAUGAUUACAUUAAAGGUGUGAAUUUAGAUGUGAAGGUUAAUGAAAUGAAAGACAAAGUGCUCAAGUUUGUAACAGAGUAUGGAAAAUCAGCAGAACAACUUCAGCUUGCUUUGGUGGAGUUUUCCAAUGUUACAGUGACCAACAUGCAGAUUUAUCUUAACUACCUUAAAGAAUACGACACGUCUGAUCUGAAGGAAGCGAUUGCAAAUUUCAUUAAUAAGAUUGUGAAGGCAGUGAGAGAAAUUGAUCAGCAAUAUGAAAUAACCCAACAAUCCCUGAAAAUCGUCAUUCAAAUGCAGAAAUAUUUUGAGGAGCUUGCUCUACAAGAAAUUCCACAAUGGAUUCAAGAAGUUGCUUCAGAGUUCAGAAUUAUAUUGCGUGGAUUACGGGCACAUCUCCAGAACAUCAAUUUGUUGGAAGUUGCUGAGAGAAUAAACCAACAAAUUUCAACGAUUGACUUCAAUGAACUAAUUGAAAAACUGAAACAAAAAUUAACUUCAUUUGGACAAGAAGUAAAUAAUUUAAUCAGGCGAACCUACCAGAAUAUUCAGUAUGUGGCUCAGGUCUUAGAAAUAGAUUAUAGUAUUAACUUAAUUAAUGCCAAGAUUCAGAAGAUAAUUACUAAAUUUAAACUUGAUACACUGGUUCAAAACCUGUUGGAUGAAACAGUGCAACUCAUUAAACAAUAUCAGGUAAAGGAAACAAUACAGGGAAUUGUAAACUAUCUUAAAAAGAUUGAUGUGAAAUCAUACAUUGAAAGAGCUGUUCAGUAUAUCAGUGAACUAUCUGAACAGAUAGGAUUAUAUGACUUUCAGAAAACGAUUGCCAAUAUUAAUCAAUUCCUUAAGAAAGUUAUUAAAGAUUUAAAAGAAUUUGAUUAUAAUGCCUUCGUUGACAAAACAAACAAUUGGAUCCAAGAAACAAGUGAUGUUGUCAAUGAUAAAAUCAGAGCAUUUGAGCUGAAAGAAAAAGUUAGGGCUAUGACAAAAUACAUACAAGCAAUUCAGUCUUCAAUAACAGAUUACAUAGCACAAAGAAACAUCAAUGAAUUCAUUGUUGAGAUGGUAGAUGUAUUCAGAAAUAUAACUGUGGCGAUUCACAAUGAUCUGGUUCGCAAGUAUGGUGGCAUGAUUGAGGAUCUCCACGACAUGAUCAAUAAAAUGAAUGUCUAUGAAGAACUGCAACAAUACUGGCAGGAUGCUGUUAAGUAUUAUGAAGUGCUUGUUCGUCACCUCACAACAGCAUAUGAGAAUGCAAAAGAGAAAAUUAACAGUUUGGCUGAAGAGAAUAAUUUCACAGAUGUCGUGAAUCAAAUGUACAUUCACUUGGAAGAAGGCUUUAUUGUUCCAGAGCUGGACCUAGGUCUAAUACUGGUGCCUGAAUUUGAACUCAGUAUUCGUACUGUUAAAAGUGGACAGCUUGUCAUUCCGUCUUUUAUAGUUCCUCUGACAGAUCUAACAACACCAUCUUACACUUUCAAUUUAAAUGAUCUUAAAAAUAUCAAGAUUCCUACAAAAUUUGAAAUACCAGCAAUCAGAAUUUUGAAUUUAUUUACUAUCCCUGCCUUCCCAAUCAACUUGGAAGCGAUUAAGGAAUUCAUUGUCACAACAAUUCAGGACAUACAGAAUUUUGAAAUUCCCACAGGAGAGAUCUCUGUGUUUUCAGAUUUCAAUUUCCCCAUUAUGUCAUUACCAGGUAUAACAAUUCCUGAAAUUGAUUUCAGUGUGUUGCAAAUCCCUUCCAUAGGAAUUCCAAAAGUGAAUUUAAACAACUUCAUGCUAAAUGAUAUUAAAAUUCCAGAAUUCCAACUGCCUCGUGUCCCUCACAAAGUGUAUGUUCCGGCAUUUGGAAAACUCAGCGGCACAUUCAAUAUUUCAUCUCCUAUUUACAACUUGCACACCAGUGUUGGAAUUCACAACAGCACAGUUGAUCAAAGCAAGCCUGAACUUCUCGCUUUUAUCACCGCAAAAGGAAAAUCAGAUUUAGACAUUCUAUCCUUUGACCUAGAAGCUAAAGCCAAGUUAACAGCUCUUGAGCAGAAUCAGUUGAAACUAAGUGAAGAUGUGAAGCUUGACCACACAGCUCUCCUGAUCGAUCACAAAGGAACACUUAAUUUCAGGAAAACAGUUGUGAAUGGAAAUGCAGAGACUUUGAUCAAAAUUACCUCUGAACCCUAUACGGCCGAAGCAAAGAAUAGUAUAGAAAUUAAAAUAGAUAGCGAACUUUCAGCAAGAAUGGAGACAAAUUAUCGACACAAUUUAAAUGUUCCAAGUAUACAUACAUCAAGUCAAAUUUUGCUGAGGAACACUGUUGAAGCUUCUGCAAAUGGAAAGGGGGUAACAAGCACUGUCAGAACAUUUACAAAUGGAAAAUGCUCUUUCAAAGACUACUCUGAUGAAGGAUUACACAAAAACGAGCUGAAAUUCAACUUUGGCGCACCUGCUCUUGUACUUUCAUUUGCUGGCAACACGGACACCAAAUACCUAAAGAUGAAACAAGAAUUAAAGACUGAGAUCUUUCCUUCAUUUAAUGCCAAUUUGGUUUUGAAUGCAGAUACAACAGUUACUCACCUUGGAACUAGUGUCAUGAAUGUGAAUGGAACUGUAGAUUUAGCAUUGUUGGAAGUAAAAUUGAUAGGAUUUCAAAAUACCGACCUUAGUGGUCGUACCACAGGCACAGUAAGAAAUUCCUUUACUUUUGCUGCAGAACCAUUUGCAUUUGUUGCAAAGGCAAAUAAUAACGUUAAUGUAAAGGUUUCCUUACCUAUGACACUUACUGGAAAAGUAGAGUUCUCGAAUAACUAUGAACUGAUAUUAAAUCCAAAUGAGCAACGUUGUGGCUGGCAAGUAACUUCAAGAUUCAAUCAGUACAAAUACAUUCAUAAUAUUGUUGCAAGUAAUAAUGAUGAAAAUAUCAUUUUGCUUUUUGCAUUGAAUGGUAACGCAAACCUCGAUUUCCUCCGUCAACCCAUUUCUAUCCCAGAUAUUUCAAUAGUUCACUCGGCAUUCAAACUUCCCUCUGUCACUGAUUAUUCCCUGUGGGAAGAUGCAGGACUCAAAUCAUUCUUGAGAACAACACGACAGUCGAUUGACUUAAGCAUAAGGACUGAAUACAGUAAGAAUAAAGAUGUUCAUGACUUUAAAAUUGAUUUGACACCUGUUUACAACCGGAUUGAAGAUCUCCUAAACGUAUCUGAAAAUACCUUUAAACAUGUCAGAAACACCAUUUGGAAUUUAUCAAGAAAAAUACGGGAUGAUAAAACACAAACGAAUCCUGCUUCAAAUGACUUGCCAAAAUUUCUUCAAAUACCAGGUUACACCAUACCAGUAGUGAAGGCUGAAGUCUCACCUUACAGACUAGCAAUCCCAAAUUUCCGUUUUGUUGCUACAAGAGAAAUUACUACACCGACCUUUAGAUUACCAAUUAUUAGUUUCAACAUGCCUUCCUACAGUUUUGUUAUACCAUCUUUUGAAUUUGCAUUGAAUAUUCCGGACAGUUUUUAUACAUUGUCUUUUCCAAGGAUCAAAAUGCCAGCUCUACAAGAUUCUAUCAAGAUUCCAGCUAUGGGCAAUUUGACUUAUGAUUUCUCACUCAAAUCAAGCUUGGUGACACUUGGUGCGCAUGCUGAACUCUUCAACCAGUCAGACAUCAUUGCUCGCUAUAGUGUCUCAUCUACGUCUAUCUUCACUUCCGACUUUAAAGCAGAAGGAACAACAAGCUUGGCAAGAAGGCGAAGACUGAAAUUAGCAACAACUAUUUCUGUUAACCAUGAGACCAUUUAUGGAAAGCACAACAGCACUCUAAGUUUAUCAUGGAACAACGUGGAUGCUUCAGUUAAUACCAAAGCAAAUAUUAAACUUCCUAACUUAAUUCUUAAUUUCACUCAUGAUUUGAAUGGUAAUACAAAAUCUAAGCCCAAUGUGCAAUCAAAGGUGUCUCUUGACUACAGAUUGUUAGUGCCUUCAGUUGGGACUGAUCUUGAAGGAAAUGCUGUACAUUCAUUCUCCUUGGGAGACCUUGCAUCCUACUUCAAUUUGGAAACUUCAGCUAACAUUCAGGCCCGGGGAAGUGUGGCUUUUAAACACAAAUUUACUGGUAGUUUGAACAAUGAAGCCAAUGUUUAUUUCAGUUCAAAUAAUGUUCGCUCAAAUGCAAAACUUGAUUUAAGUUCAUCAGCUAAGACACCUUCUGGCAAUAAUCUUAACAUCGAAAUGAAAGAAAACCUUGCUUUAGAGGCCACCACAAAACGGAUUUUUGCUGUGUGGGAGCAUUCUGGAAAUAAUGCAAUAACGCUUAUUAAUGGAGUUACAAGAGGUAGUCAAACAUCUAAAGCAACACUAGAAUUAGCACCCUGGAGUGCAAAAGGAAAUUUAGAUGCCAAAUUGAAUCAACCCAGUUCUUGGUGGCAAAGGGCAGAUGUACAACAGCAGGUCACUGUAAGUAUCUCACCAGAGAGCCAAGCAUUGAAAUGGAAUAAUAUUGGCCACCUGUCUUCAACUAGCUUCAGUGAUGCGGUAGGACUAUUAAACAACAGAACCGAAAUACGUCUUGACUUGGCCGGUUCCCUGCACGGACAUGUAGAUUUUCUGAAAAAUAUCUGGCUUCCGGUUUAUGACAAAAAUUUAUGGGAUGUACUGAAAUUUAGUCUGACUACCAGUGAAGAGGAGCAACAAUACCUCCAUGCAUCUGCACUAAUAGUGUGCAUGAAGAGUGAAGAUAAUUUCCUUAUCUCUCUCCCAGUCCAGAGCUUAGCCAAUGGUCUACAACUAAUUGUCCCUGAAAUUUUACUUAAUUUUCCCGAAUGGAUCAACAAUGUUCCAGAACGGAUUCUCGGCAACCUACUUCCAACAGCAGAUAAACACCCAUUUAACAGUGAUAUUACAUUUCCAACACUCAAAGUACCAUUGGUAAACAUUGUUGUGCCUUCAUACAAAUUCCGCUUGUCAGCAUUAAAAUUACCAAGCGUUUUCAUUACCCCUGAAUUUAGAGUUCCAUAUACUACUCUUCAAGUGCCUUCAUACACAAUUAACUUCACAAAUAUUGCUAUUCCAUUCAGGACAAACAUUCUUCCGUUUGAAGUGUCUUUGCCGGAUUUUCCUACAGUAAGCUUUCCUAAUAUGAACAUUGAUUCUAAGUAUGUAGAAUAUAACAACAUCCCUUAUCUUGAUGUGACAACACCAGAAAUCAUAGUCGGGAUUUCAUCGUUUACCCUACCAACAUUUUUUGGGACUGCUAAACAGCAUCUCAAAAAGAGCACCAGUACAAAGCAAACUGCAGAUUCUGAACCACCAGCUCUAGUAUUCCAAGCCAGAACAGUGGAGAUACCCUCCCUGAAAAUAUCUCUGCCUUUAGCAAUUGCUAUCCCAGCAUUUAAAUCAUUAAGUGGAAACAUCAAUGUUAUGUCACCAAUAUACAACACUACAUGGAUUGCAAGUGUGAAAUCGGAAGCAGACCAAGCAGUUACGGCAAAAGUGGAAGCCACAUGCAGUUCUACUCUGAGGUUUCUGGAAUAUGAAUUGGAGGUCACUGAAACAAUAAUUGAAACCGUUGAUGAAUACAGACUGAGUGAAAAAAUCUUGUUUUCACAUCCUGACUUAAGUCUAAACUGGGAGGAUAAAUUUGUUGUUGCUGAUUAUUUCAGGAUUCUUCAAUGGGAUGUAGCCAUCAACAGCCCGACUUUCACAGAUUUUGAAUUUCAUUUGCAACAAGAUGAUAGUAGAUUUUCUUCUUCCAUCUCCACUCCUUCUACAGGAUCUCUCAGCAUGAGCAUUGAAACGAAAAAUCCCGAUGUUCUGUAUGGAAAGCUAUAUUUCCACAAACCACCAUCUGCUAAAAUCCUUAUUUUGGAAAGUAGUGUUUCACUGGAGGACAAUGAAAAUAUUCAAUUGCUGUUCAAAUGGAAAGAAGGAAUCCCAGAUUUAGCAGAAGGCACAAAAGAAAGAGUACCAAAGAUGAUUGGAGCUGUCUAUGACUGGGUUAACAAGUACCACACUGAACACCUUGGAAUUGAGAUUAGUGCUGUCAGUCCAAAAGUAAAGGGCUUGAUGAAGCAGAACAUCAACGAUGUAUAUGCAAAUACAGUCAAUAGCAUUAAAGAAGCUGAUAGUUAUUUCCAGUCUACAGUUGUAGAUAUCACCUCAAACUAUCAGAACAUGAAACACAACGCAAAGACAUUAUACAAGAGAGCAACAAUAGAAUUUACAAAUGCAGGCUAUAACAAUACAUUCACCACACUAUUGGGUGACAUUUCUAAUUUACAACAUGAGUAUCAGAAUACUGUAAUGGACUCGGUUGAUUCAGCAGCCAGUUUUCUAAAACGUCACAGGUUUCAGGUUCCUGGACAUGAAAACUUUUAUACAGUUCCAGAACUAUAUAAGCUUUUCAUAAUGCAGGCAAAACAGUAUGUUGAAACCAUUAUUCGAGGAGUUGAUCAAUUUGUGGAAGAAAGUCUUCAAGGGACAGUCAAGUACAUCGAGGAACUGGAGCUCAAAGUCUCUGGCACUAAUACAGUCAUCAACAGCACAGAAAUAAUUAAACAGUUAAGACAAUUGCUGCUGAAAGUUCAAAUAGAGCUGAUUGCAACUUUAGAAGAAGUGCAGAGUUUUAAUUUUGAACCAUAUUUAAAAUCCCUAAAGGACAAUAUACUGAUCUUUUCUGAAAAACUGGCUUCAACGUACAAAGAACUAGCCAAUGUAAAAUUUGAAACAGUAAAAUCUAAAACGUAUCAGUUGUACAAUGAUGGUGUCAAUUCAGCAUAUGCAUACUUUACAGAAGAUUUGAAAAUGUAUCUUUUAAGACUGAUUCAAAUGAGCCAAGACCUGUUGCAAGUCCUUAUUGAAAAGAUUCGGGCAGGAAGCAUAUAUUGCAAAUCAAUCCGUGAAGAAUAUUUUGAUAAUGACUUAUUUAGAUGGACGGACAAGUUCAAUGAAAUUGAUGAAACGUUAAUUCAAACGUUGACAGGAUUUGCGGAAUAUACAAAAGAAGGUCCACAUUUAAUUGAUGCUAGUCUUGCAAGAGCUAAUUUUCUGAAACAAGAAGCAAACAUGUUCAUUAAUAAUUCCGUUGAUACUUUAAAUGAAUAUUAUGUAAUCAUGCAGUCAGAGUUUCAAGAUGAUGGGCAAGCAAUAAUUGAUGAAUAUCUUCAAAGUAUCAAAGAAAAUUUGAAAGAGUUUUUUGCAGACAUGAAGAAGCAAGCAAAUACCUAUAAACGGGCACUCAAGAAAGAAAUAGACGACUUUUCGUAUCUUGAUGAAAUUUAUCCAAGUUUAAUUGAUAAUGCAAGAAAUGCAGUUGAUUUGUUUUUUGAAAACUGCAGCAAAUUUACUGAACAACUAUUUAAAUUCCUGGAAUUGAUUUCAAAUGAACUAUUCAGUGGAUUUAUCGUGAAAAGGGCACCUGGAGAGCUUCAGAUUAAUGUUCCACACUCUCUUGACUGGGAAUCAUUUGAUGAGGUUCUCAAUUUGAAAGAAGGAACAAUGAACACAACUUUUAUCACGGGACAACAGAAGGUACAAAGAGGUACUGCUCGAGCUUAGAAUUAAUUCUGGAACAGUAUCAGACAAAUAAAAUUCUGCUGGAAGAACGAGAAACAAAGAACAGAAAAUCAAAAUUUUAAAAUGCAUCUUAAUAUUUAAAGUUGUUUUAAAUCAAACCAUCUAGCAUGCAUAACGUACCAUUCUUGUGAAUGGAAAACACACAAUCAUUUAUUAUUUCAGUUUUCAAAUGAGAAUAAAGGCAAAGUUAUAAAUAACUUAGCAAGUUUUUUUUAUAGAUUGUUUCAUUGUAACAAAUAUAAAAAAUAAAACGUAUUGCUCCAACUGUUCAGCUAUUAAAACAAAAUAAAGUAAUUUUGGCUGUGA
This is a messenger RNA of Leucoraja erinaceus (little skate), 14320 nucleotides long. RefSeq names its product apolipoprotein Ba (gene apoba). NCBI's taxonomy places the organism in Eukaryota, Metazoa, Chordata, Chondrichthyes, Rajiformes, Rajidae. Gene Ontology annotation, biological process: cholesterol transport; cholesterol homeostasis; triglyceride mobilization. The transcript has 29 exons. Gene Ontology annotation, cellular component: low-density lipoprotein particle; mature chylomicron; very-low-density lipoprotein particle. Gene Ontology annotation, molecular function: low-density lipoprotein particle receptor binding; cholesterol transfer activity. The record is from RefSeq and is a predicted model, not a curated record. Bases 83 to 13996 code for a protein of 4637 amino acids.